AUGAAUAGCCAUAAUGAAGGAUAUGUCGUUGGGAAUGAUGAUGAAAGUGAUUUUAGUGAUGUAGAGGUACCUCAUCAACAAGAACAACAAACAGCACAAGUCGAUGACAUUGACAGAGUGUACAAGAUAUUAUUAGUUGGAAAGGAUGGUGUUGGAAAGAGUAGCCUAGUCGAGAGAUACACCGAGGGACACAAAGGUACAUCACUCUGGGGAAUGAAUGAUAUGGCCAUCUAUUGGAAGAAGAAGGUGGUGCUGGAUGAUGGUGGAACAGCCACUUUAUAUGUUAUGGACUGGACUGGAACGUCGGAGGAUAUGCCAGCUUGUAUAUAUCAGUGGGCACAUGGUAUAAUGAUGGUAUUCGACUUGACUCAAAAGGAGACAUUGACAUAUAUUGAUAAGUUUAUGACGCAACAGAUCAAAAGAUUCGCCAAUAAGAACAUUGUUAAAUUGAUGGUUGGCAACAAAUGUCAUCGAGCUGAUGGUAAACAAUUCAUUGAUCUCAAGUGUGCAAAGAUACAUGCAUACAAACAUCAACUAAAGUACAUAGAGACCUCUGCAAGAUGUUAUGUCAACAUUGACGAAUCAUUCAAAUUGAUGGCCAACCUAAUCUCAUCAUCAUCAUCAUCGUCUGCUUCCUCCAACUUCUCAAAUUCCUGA
This is a messenger RNA of Acytostelium subglobosum LB1, 657 nucleotides long. RefSeq lists its product as hypothetical. The transcript has 2 exons. Gene Ontology annotation, cellular component: Golgi apparatus; endosome. The coding region runs from base 1 to 657 and encodes 218 amino acids. Gene Ontology annotation, molecular function: GTPase activity; GTP binding. Lineage: Eukaryota; Evosea; Eumycetozoa; Acytosteliales; Acytosteliaceae. The record is from RefSeq and is a predicted model, not a curated record.